Messenger RNA from Gossypium raimondii (Peruvian cotton), 1862 nucleotides. Its product is annotated as putative glucose-6-phosphate 1-epimerase. Gene Ontology annotation, molecular function: isomerase activity; carbohydrate binding. NCBI's taxonomy places the organism in Eukaryota, Viridiplantae, Streptophyta, Magnoliopsida, Malvales, Malvaceae. The record is from RefSeq and is a predicted model, not a curated record. The transcript is spliced from 8 exons. The coding region runs from base 693 to 1589 and encodes 298 amino acids. Gene Ontology annotation, biological process: carbohydrate metabolic process.
AGCAUGACCCCAUACGAGGGAGGGAAGAGAUUAAUAUAUAUAUUUAUUAAUAAUCUCUUCAACAAACCCGACCUUUCCUUUUAAUGAAACGAAAAGGUCAGACUCAAAUUUGCAGACAAAUCUUUCUCCAUUAAAAGGGUAGUUUGUUCUUGACUUGACCUUCCUUCUCCCUAUUUUCAAAUCUUUAAAAACUGUACCUGUCUUAAAGCGUUUUUAAGGUGCCUCAACAUUUAAUUUUGGUUGUCUUUGAAACCGUUUUUGGUCGGUUCUUUCAAGUUUUAAGACAGUUUGAUUAUCUGGGAAGUAGUUUCUAGACUUGGGUAUUUUUUCCUUUUCCUUUUGAUAUAAAAUUUCCUGUCACUGAAUUUGGUCUGUUUUGGGAAAUUUGGAGGGAUUUCAAAUCCAUCAUCAAGCAGCCAUCUGUCAGUGAGGUUUUUGCUUUUCUUUUCUCUUGUUGGCAGUUUUAAUGGUGAAGAAAGAUUAAGGUGGUUGCAUUGGUAGUUGGGAUUUUUUCAGGUUUGGCUUCACGAGGAAAUUUUGGGAGGGGUUUUUCACAAGAAAGUGUGAAGGGGAAAGUUCUGUUUCUGAUUACUCUUUAACUGCUGCACCGAUUGUUAUAAAGACAGGGAGAGAUCUAUCAGUGUUUGCAUCUUUUGUUUCCUCUUCUUACAUUGCCUUACUGUGUUUUCACCAUGAAUAAUUCUGGGUUAGCUGUUGAAGUCUCAAAGGAUAGAAAUGGAGCUGAUCAGAUUCUUCUUCGGAAUCCUCGCGGGGCAUCUGCAAAGGUUGGCUUGCAUGGAGGACAGGUUCUUUCAUGGAGGACUGACCGAGGUGAAGAAUUGCUGUUCACAAGCAGCAAGGCAAUUUUCAAGCCACCAUAUGCUGUUCGAGGAGGGAUACCUAUAUGUUUCCCACAGUUUGGUCAGCGAGGAUCGCUCGAGCAACACGGAUUUGCCCGGAACAGGACUUGGAUCAUUGAUGAGAAUCCGCCACCAUUGCAUCCAAAUGAUGCCUGUGGCAAGGCCUAUAUCGAUUUACUGCUAAAGCCAUCGGAAGAUGAUUUGAAGAUCUGGCCACACAGUUUUGAGUUUCGUCUUCGGGUAAAUUUGACUGCGGAUGGAAAUCUUAGCUUGAUAUCACGUAUCCGGAAUAUCAAUUGCAAGCCUUUCAGUUUCUCAAUUGCUUAUCACACAUAUUUCUCCAUAUCUGAUAUCAGUGAAGUGAGAGUAGAGGGAUUGGAGACUCUUGACUAUCUUGACAACCUAUACCAAAGGGAGCGCUUCACCGAACAAGGAGACGCCCUAACAUUUGAGUCCGAGGUGGACAGAGUUUAUCUCGGCUCAAGAGAUGCCAUUGCAAUAUUCGACCACGAAAGAAAACGGACCUUUUUCAUAAAGAAAGAAGGCCUUCCAGAUGUUGGUGUUUGGAAUCCAUGGGAGAAGAAAUCUAAAGCCAUGGUUGAUUUUGGGGAUGAGGAAUACAAACAGAUGCUUUGUGUGAAUGGGGCAGCAGUUGAAAAACCAAUAACAUUGAAGCCAGGUGAGGAAUGGACUGGCCGUCUGGAGCUUUCGGUUGUCCCUUCAAGUUAAGGACAGCAAAUAAUACAAAAUAAAACCCCCUUAGUUCAACCAUUGAAUCUGUUUAUUUUGUAUUCAAUUAUUUAUGAUACUAAGGUAAAUAAUAAGAGAUUUGAUCACUGUCUGUGCCCCCCUAGUGAUCGUGGAACUGUAAAUUCCUGUAAGUUGGAGAUAUGUUUUAGUGUUUCUCCAUAAUAGCAGUGGCAUUAGUUGUUUUUUUAAACUACUAAACAUGUGUUAACGGUCAAUGUUGCAAAAAGAAAUGAUAAGAAAUAGAUUUGUUUA